AUGUCCCACGUUGCCAAGUCCGGUAUCACCACCGAUGCCAAAACCGGCGAGCGAUACAUCCCCGCCUCAACCCGUGCAGAUGGUUCCAAGCGCAAGGAGAUCCGUGUACGCCCUGGCUACAAGCCUCCCGAGGAUAUCGAACUCUACAAAAACCGUGCAGCAGCCGCAUGGAAGACCCGUGCAAGAGGCGGGGUUCCCGGUGCCGAAACAGUGAGCAGCGAGGAGGACAAGGACAAGGCCGCGAAGAUUACGGCUCCAGUGGCGGCACCGACUACAGCUGCCAGCAACAAAAACGCCAAGCGCCGUGAAGCCAAGCGAAAUGCGAAGGAUACCGACGGUGUCGAUGGCAAGGGUGUGGACUCGAACAAUUGGCGUGCCCCGCCACCCAAGAAAGAGGAGCCUGUGCCGGAACCCGUUGAUCUUGAGGCUGAGAAUGAGAAGAAGGCCCGCAAUCUGAAGAAGAAGUUGCGCCAGGCCCGUGAUCUUCGCGAGAAGAAAGAGCAGGGAGAGGGUUUGCUGCCUGAGCAGUUGGACAAAGUUAUCAAGAUUCAGGAGCUGGUGAGACAGCUGAAUGCACUCGGAUUUGACUCCAACGGGGACAAGAGGGCUGGUGAGAGUGCCUGA
Messenger RNA from Penicillium olsonii, 624 nucleotides. The record is from the annotation of a GenBank genome assembly. Lineage: Eukaryota; Fungi; Ascomycota; Eurotiomycetes; Eurotiales; Aspergillaceae.